UGAAUUUAUCCAAAUGUAGUCGUCACUUUUAUUAGGAAACACUAACGACUAGUUGACUUCUUGAUGAUGCCGUCGCAUGUCGAUGACUAUUAACCGAACACGUUUGAGCAAAUGGGGGAAUAAAUUAUGUUGCACAGUCAGUUAAUGUAACUGUUAUCACCGUGAUGUGGGGUUUCAUAAGUUUUAGUCUUUAAAACUAGAACGCAGCGUCUAGUGUAACUACUUCGCUCAAGGGCAAACUAACUGUAGGCUAUCACGCGUUUACACCAUAAACUGUGGUUUACACACCCACUCGCUCUGCUCACUCCGCCCAGGAACCGUCAGUUUAUAGAAGGAAGCGCUGAGACAUCAGAGAGAAGAGAAGGAUCGCUUGUGUGACAGCAGAUCAGAAGAGAACAUGGCAGAGGGAAAAGGUGCCAACAUUGGGGGCAACAUUGGCACGGGAGCAGGCAUCCUGGCCAAACGCUUUCAGAAAUCAAUGAACCGAGCACAAGAGAAGGUCCUGCAGAAACUGGGGAAAACCAUGGAGACAAAAGAUGAGCAGUUUGAGGAGUGCUCUGCCAACUUGAACAAACAGCAGGGAGAUGGCAUCCGACUCUAUAAGGAUGUUAAAGCUUACCACAAUGCUGUUAAAGUGAUGCAUGAAUCAUCCAAGCGCCUGUCCCAGACUCUUAAAGAUAUCUAUGAACCAGACUGGCACGGUGUAGAAGAUCUGACUGUCAUAAUGGAGAGUGAGGAUCUCCUGUGGAAUGACUACGAGGAGAAGCUGAGCGAUCAAGUUGUUCGAACAAUGGAGAAUUAUACCGGACAGUUUAAUGAUGUCAAAGAAAGAGUGGCUAAACGAGGAAGGAAGCUGGUUGACUAUGAUUCAGCUCGACAUCAUCUGGAGGCGCAACAGAACUCCAAAAAGAGAGAUGAGGCCAAAAUAUCUAAAGCUGAGGAGGAGUUCAAUAAAGCGCAGGAGGUAUUUGAAGACAUUAACAAAGAGUUGAGAGAGGAGCUGCCUGUUCUUUAUCAGAGCCGUAUCAGCUGCUAUGUCACCAUGUUCCAGAACAUCUCAAACCUACGCGAUGUCUUCUACAAAGAAAUGAGUAUGUUGAAUCAUAACAUUUAUAAUAUGAUGAAGAAGCUUGAGGAUCAGCACUCCACCAAACCCUUCAUCAUCAAAGGCCUUGACAGCUCUAAAUCAAAGAAGAGAAAGUCUGUUACGAUCUCUGCACCCAUCCCCUGUAACACCGCCUUCCCUCCUGAUCAUCCUGCCAUGAGCAAGCUCAGCAUGCCCAGCAUUCCCAGCACCCUCACGCACACGGACACAUGCUCAGACACUCCCUCAAAGAGCACAGGAAGCACAGCGUCUGAAAUAUCAGACUUUGAGUCAAACUCUUUUGACAGUGAACCCAACACACCCAAGCGGCAGUCUUUGUGUUCUGAGGGUGACGGGGUUCGGUCUGAGGGAGCCACUGAAAACACAUCAGAAACUACCAAGGAUGAGUCUGUGCAUGCUAACGGCCUGGUACGUCAAGAUUCAGUGUCCACUGAGCACGGAGAAGAGGAGGAAACUAAAUCAGCAGCAUCGUCAGAAGAAACCCACCAAACAUCUACAGAUGGAGACAAUGAGGGAAAGUCCUUAUCAGACACCACAGACAAAACUGCACCUGUUCCAAACCCUCGAAGAUCUAGCACCUCCAAGAAAAAUGAAGGAGAGACUGAUCAAAAUACCACGGGAUGCAGCGAAGAUGUGAAAGUCCAAAAGACAGAGAAUGAAAAUCCUCCUGGUUUCCUCUAUAAGGCUGUUGCUCUGCAGAGUCAGGACUCCGAUGAAGGUGUGCUCCUGCAGUUUGAAAAGGGAGAUGUGAUCCUUAUAUACAUCGAUGAAGAAGAAGAAAAGCCGAAGGACUCUGUAUGGGGCGUGAGAGAGCAGGACUGGAUCCAGUACAAGGAUCUAACACUUCUCUCUGGUAUUGUUGAGGAGGCCUUGAUCCAGUGCAUCACCUCUGAUUAAGACAUGUCAUGAAGUGGGAGACACAGGAUGGCAUGUGAACUAGAGGUCCCUUACGUGCCUGUCUGAGUGCCCUUGUGACUGGAUUUUGUAAUAUGCACUCUCUGUCUGCCCUUUUCUCUAGACAUGAAGGACAUUCUGACUUUUUUAGUAUACAAUGUCUUUACAAUUUCCUGAUGCAGCCUCAAGACUCCUGACAGCUGUACAGUCUUAGUUCUGUGUUCAGAUUUUCUGUGUCAUUCUGGCUUUUAUAGAUCUUAAUAUUGAUCACUAGAUUUAUACAUGGUUCAUAGUUCUGCAGUUGUAUCCUAAAUUUCCUUCACAUGAAUGUAGCCACAUAUUGUGUAUCGGGAAAAAAUAGUGUUUAUUUUGCAAAAAUAUUUCAAAAACAUUGACUAAGCAAUGAGUAUUAAAACACUUUUUAGUGUGGCUGUUCCAAUCGUCUCUUCUCUAUGCGUGUCAGCCAGUGUUGAUGUCUGUGUUUCUCACAUAUCUCAGUGUUAAAGAUUGACUACCAAGGUUUUCACAAUGUUUACAGAACCAAAAAAAGUGUUGAGUAUUACUGUGAAACCGUUUUUUUAAAUGUACAGAGAAAAUCUAUUGUUUUUCUACAAUAAAGUUGACAGCUGAAAAAAAAA
Molecule: messenger RNA, 2637 nt
Organism: Carassius carassius (crucian carp)
Lineage: Eukaryota; Metazoa; Chordata; Actinopteri; Cypriniformes; Cyprinidae
Product: bridging integrator 2-like
Exons: 12
Coding region: 398-2002 (534 amino acids)
Biological process (GO): phagocytosis, engulfment; podosome assembly; plasma membrane tubulation
Cellular component (GO): cytoplasm; podosome; plasma membrane
Molecular function (GO): phospholipid binding; protein binding
Source: RefSeq, a predicted model, not a curated record